AACAUACGCGCUUCCACCCCGACGACAAUCCCCACCAAGAAGCCGAUAACCCGGUCUCUCUUGCUGCGUCAGCUGCAGACCAAAUUAUUAUUUCGCUUCGCUUGGUUGAAUUCCGUGUGCGGAGUAGCCCUUGAGGACCUAGCACUUUCCCCGAUGGCUGACUACGAACGUCGACCUCAUGGCCCAAGGGGUGGUCGCAAGAGACGCUAUAGAGAUGAUGACGACUACGACCGCCGCCAGCGGCGCAGACACGAGGAGCCUUUAUUUGUCAAAGUUCGGAGGCAGUUGCUCACAAUUGCCGAAUCUGCCGCCCGAAGAGCAGAGGACGACGCUAUCCAUAUUGCGAAGACUGUGGCUGAGAACUACGGUGAUGAUGAAAUCAGAGGGGUGUACCUUGAGACUGCAAUCGACCUUGUCCUUGAGCAGCCAUUGAAGAUCCCCUUCAUUGCGGCAACAGUUCUUGCCGCAAAUGUCUUGAAUCCAGAGCCCGUCUCAGAACUCCUGACGAGGGCGGGUGAAGCUCUGCAAGGAUACAUUAAUGCUGGUGCGUGGCGUGAAGUCAAGCUCCUCCUGCGCUUCCUCGGUUGCCUUCAGGGUAUCCUUGAGGGAGAUGGUAUCUUUCCCUUGUUGGAGGAAAUUUUUGCACGCGCAGUCGACCUUCAAACAGCCUCCUCUGAAGAUUUGCUCGGUUUGGAACUUGUCAAAAUUAUCCUCUUCACCUUGCCAUAUGUAAUGGCAUCCCCAGCGACCCGCUUCGAGACCCAUGCUACUGCCCUCCUUGAAAAGACAGACAUCAUCGCAUCUACUCCGCAUGCUCUUGUGGAUCUUGUGGACCCAUUCUGUCUCACCGAAGGCAAGCCGGCGGCCACGGAGAGCGUAAUCAGCUUGAUGCAGAAACAGUUACAGGGCGAAUCGAAUCGGUCUUGGGAGCUCGCAUGCCUUCCUCGCCCAUGGAAACGAAUCUAUGAAACCCUCGAGGCUCAGAAAGAAGCCCAAGACGAAGGUGCUCAAGAUGAGGAAGAAGCCGAAUCUGCAAGCACUACGGCACCCGGCGCAAAACAUGCUUUUCCGCAAGUCGUCAUGCCAAGUCCUGUCGGCCACGGAGCGAGAGCAAUCUUUCCGGAGAUCUACCUCUCUGUCUAUGCAAACCAAGACAUCGAGACGGUACCUCCAACAUCGGAUAUUGCCUCCUCUCUGCUGCGUGACUCGCUUGUUGACACUAUCAACAUUCUGGACUUUAACCGAAUUGCAACUGCGAAGUAUCUAAUUGACGUGGAUUGUUAUUUCACCCCAAAUACCUUCGUCAAGCGGGCCACGCCUUUUGAUCGCUUGCGUGAAUUGCCCACUGAUCGCCCGCAAUGGAAGCCGGAAGACGUUGCCGUCGAUGCAGUAUUCUCUCAAUUAUUCCAGCUGCCAUGCCCAGAACACAAAUUCAUCUACUACCACUCAGUACUUACCGAGUGCUGCAAGAUUGCUCCAGCCGCCAUCGCUCCAAGUUUGGGCCGAGCUAUUCGUUUCCUAUAUCGCAGCCUUGAGAGCAUCGACCUUGACCUCAGUCAGCGAUUCCUGGAUUGGUUCUCCCAUCAUUUGAGUAAUUUUGGUUUCACUUGGAAAUGGAGUGAAUGGAUCGAGGAUCUGGGUUUACCUGCAGUCCACCCUCGAAUGGCUUUCAUAACCGGAGCGCUCGACAAGGAGAUCAGAUUAAGUUUUGCUCAGCGCAUCAGAGGAACUUUACCGGACCCAUAUCAAGAAUUGGUUACGGAGGGGAAGGAAAAAGACACACCUGAUUUCAAGUACAUGUCCGACACUACACCGUAUUCGAACGAAGGCAAGGAAAUUAUGCAGCUUGUUCGAAAGAAAGCGAGCGACGAGGAGAUACAACCCUUUAUCGAUGCGAUAGAAGAGCAAGCUAAGUCUUUAGGGGUCGAGGAUCCGCUGAUUCCAUCCACCGACGCAUUUGUCACGGCGAUUUGCUUUGUGGGAUCCAAAUCUCUAUCUCAUUUCCUCUCAUGCAUUGAGCGUAACAAGGAGCGACUAUUGGCCAUCGGCCCUAAGUCACCUCGGGCUCAGCGUCAAAUUAUCACAUCCGUCAUGGAUUACUGGGUCGAUCAGCCAGGCAUCGGUAUAAAUAUUAUCGACAAACUCCUGAAUUACACCAUCCUUACACCGCUGUCAGUUGUCGAAUGGGCCCUAGUCGACAAGCUCGCGGCAGGUACGGUUCUCGCCAAACCGCACGUCUUCGAGAUGAUAUCCGCCACCGUUGGGAAGGUCACAAAUCGCCUACGACAGAUCGUUGCUGCCCGUACUCAGCCUAGUUUGUACGAGCCUCAAUUGAGCGUCCUGGACGAGACUCUGAAACGCGAAAAGACCGAUAUGCAGGCUCUUUUCCGGGUAAUUGAGGACUCCAUCGUGUCGGUUGCUGGCGGCAGUAAUGACGAACUGAUGGAAAGGGGGGACGGAAGUGGUACCUUACCUGAAGAUGAGAUCAUCCGGCGCUGGGGUCAGCGAUGGCUCAGGGUAUUCCGGCGCAAAGCUGGCGUUGAGGAGUCCUUCAUUGUCGAAGCCUUGGUCGGAGCAGCUCCGGUCGGUACGGUAGCACUUACUCCGGUCCCUGAUGAUGCCGCCGCUUCGGAGCAUGCCCCGUUGAACGGAAAUAUGGAUAUUGUUGAGGGUGAUGGUGGAAAAUAAGAAGUCUACAAGGUCCGAGUGGUAACUUCCAGUUCUCUGUGGUAUGAUAGGGACCGUCUGUAUUUGUCUAAAUUGGGCUUGGUUCUUGCUUUGUAUCCAUAGGUGUGUAUGUGUGAGUAUGUGUUGUUGUAAGAUCAAUCAAGCCAGCGAAUCAGCGCAAUUUAGAG
This is a messenger RNA of Aspergillus brunneoviolaceus CBS 621.78, 2855 nucleotides long. RefSeq names its product NCBP1 family protein. The coding region runs from base 154 to 2688 and encodes 844 amino acids. Gene Ontology annotation, molecular function: RNA cap binding; mRNA binding. Gene Ontology annotation, biological process: nuclear-transcribed mRNA catabolic process, nonsense-mediated decay; mRNA export from nucleus. Gene Ontology annotation, cellular component: nuclear cap binding complex; nucleus. The record is from RefSeq and is a predicted model, not a curated record. NCBI's taxonomy places the organism in Eukaryota, Fungi, Ascomycota, Eurotiomycetes, Eurotiales, Aspergillaceae. The transcript has 7 exons.